AUGCCAGAACCAGUAGGAGUAGCCAAUUUGCCCAAUCAAAGGUACAAAAUUGUCUCCAAAGAAGGGGCUACCUUCACCAUCAUGGUGGCGGGAGAAAGUGGUUUGGGAAAAACAACAUUUAUGAAUACUUUAUUUCAAACUUCGUUAAAACCACAUCAAGAUCCUCGCAACAGACACAACAAAUUCACUUCAUCUCAUCAAACUGUGGAAAUUGAUAUAGUUAGGGCCAUUUUGGAGGAAAAGAAUUUCAAAAUCAGAUUGAAUAUUAUUGAUACGCCAGGAUUUGGAAAUAACGUAAACAACAAUGAUUCUUGGGUUCCUAUUAUUGAUUUUAUCGAUGAUCAACAUGAAUCUUUUAUGAGACAAGAACAACAACCCUCAAGACUCGCCAAAAAAGAUUUGAGAGUACAUGCCUGUCUCUACUUUAUUAGACCAACAGGUCAUCUGUUGAAACCAUUGGAUAUCGAAGUUAUGAAACGAUUGUCCACAAGAGUGAACUUGAUUCCAGUUAUUGCUAAAGCGGAUACUUUGUCACCUCAGGAAAUGGAGACUUUCAAAAGCAGAAUAAGAGAUAUCAUUGAGGCUCAAGAUAUAAAUAUUUACACACCUCCUUUGGAAUUGGAUGACCCUGCUAGCGCGGAACAUGCUAAACAGUUGAUUGAAGCAAUGCCAUUUUCCAUCAUUGGUUCUGAAGAGGACGUUGAAGUUUCUCCGGGCCAAUUUGUAAGAGGUAGAAAGUAUCCAUGGGGGGUAGUUGAAAUCGAAAAUGACCAACAUUGCGAUUUCAAGAAAUUGAGGAGUUUGUUGUUGAGAACAAAUAUGUUGGAUUUGAUCUCAUCGACAAACGAAUUGCACUAUGAAACUUUCCGUUCAAUCAAACUAGGUGAUGAUGAAGGGGAAAAUCGAGGAUUAAAUGGAGGCGAAGACGGAUCAAAUGAAGAAUUGACCAAUGAAAAGGGUGAAGUAAUCAAGAAACCUUCAGUUAAAAAGCCAAGACGAGUGUACAACCCAAAGUUCAAAGAAGAGGAAGAUGCAUUAAAGAAAUUCUUUACCGAGCAGAUAAAGGCAGAAGAACAAAGAUUUAGGCAAUGGGAGACUAAUAUAAUCAACGAAAGAAAUAGAUUGAAUCAAGAUUUAGAGGAGAUGCAAUCGAAAUUAAAGGGUUUGGAAGAACAGGUUAAAAAGUUACAAAUUUCCAAACGUUGA
This is a messenger RNA of Lodderomyces orthopsilosis Co 90-125, 1206 nucleotides long. RefSeq names its product septin (gene CDC12). The transcript is spliced from 2 exons. Gene Ontology annotation, molecular function: molecular adaptor activity; GTPase activity; GTP binding. Gene Ontology annotation, biological process: cytoskeleton-dependent cytokinesis. The record is from RefSeq and is a predicted model, not a curated record. Bases 1 to 1206 code for a protein of 401 amino acids. NCBI's taxonomy places the organism in Eukaryota, Fungi, Ascomycota, Pichiomycetes, Serinales, Debaryomycetaceae. Gene Ontology annotation, cellular component: septin ring; septin complex; microtubule cytoskeleton.